Messenger RNA from Anoplophora glabripennis (Asian longhorned beetle), 1521 nucleotides. RefSeq names its product cdc42 homolog. Gene Ontology annotation, molecular function: GTP binding; GTPase activity. Gene Ontology annotation, biological process: small GTPase-mediated signal transduction. The coding region runs from base 123 to 698 and encodes 191 amino acids. The transcript is spliced from 6 exons. NCBI's taxonomy places the organism in Eukaryota, Metazoa, Arthropoda, Insecta, Coleoptera, Cerambycidae. The record is from RefSeq and is a predicted model, not a curated record.
UAGUUUGACUUGGAUCGUGAGAAUUUUUGUGCAUGAACCCAACCCAAAAGUGUGGUUUUAUGGUAGUGAAGUCCAAGUUUUCAGUUAAUUUUUAGGAUAUUUUAAUAAUUAAGUAAUUAAAAAUGCAGACCAUCAAGUGCGUGGUGGUUGGCGAUGGAGCAGUGGGUAAAACUUGUUUACUCAUUAGCUAUACGACCAAUAAAUUCCCUUCAGAAUAUGUACCUACAGUCUUCGAUAAUUAUGCUGUUACGGUUAUGAUAGGCGGAGAACCUUAUACACUAGGAUUGUUUGAUACUGCAGGCCAGGAAGAUUAUGACAGACUUCGUCCAUUGAGUUACCCUCAAACGGACGUCUUCUUAGUUUGUUUUUCUGUUGUUAGUCCGUCCUCAUUUGAAAACGUCAAAGAAAAGUGGGUCCCAGAAAUUACACAUCACUGUCAGAAAACUCCAUUUUUGUUAGUUGGAACUCAAGUAGAUCUUCGCGACGAUGGAGCGACUAUAGAAAAAUUAGCUAAAAACAAGCAAAAACCCAUUUCCAUAGAACAAGGCGAAAAAUUGGCCAAAGAGUUGAAGGCCGUGAAAUACGUAGAGUGUUCCGCUUUGACACAGAAAGGUUUGAAGAACGUGUUCGAUGAAGCAAUUCUAGCUGCCUUAGAGCCCCCAGAGCCAGUUAAACGUAAGAAGUGCAUCAUCUUGUAAACCAACAUAUAUCUUCAGAAGAUUCAAGUAUUUUUUAAGGCAAGGACUACAACCAGACAAGAAGUUGUCAUCUUGCUUAUUUAUUGUUAAUCCCGGACUAUCAUUUUGAUUUUAUUUUCUUUGCUUCUAAAGAGUACAAUUUUAAAGAAAUAAUUUGUCUCGUUUCGGACACAUUUUUAAUAAUUUCCAAGCUCAAAUGAGUACAAUUUAUCGCAUGUUAUAUUUUACACCAAAACCAGGUAUAUUUUAAAAUAGUAGUGAAGUGUUGUUUUUCAUUUUGAAAGAAAAUGAAUUUCUGCAGUUGUAAAUUCUUGUUUAUGAAAAAAAAAAGGUGUCAGUAUUACGAUAGGGGAAUGGAUGAAUAGCACAACCUAACUAUUUACUGCCAAAAGGUGUUUUUUCCGCAGUAUAAAUAAGUAUUUAUGAAAGCAGAACUUAACAUUUAACAUAGUAUGUAUUAAUAUAAGUUGUUUUAAAUGUAUUAAAGACGAUACUUGAGCCGAUUCUGUAACGUGUAGCUUCAGUUUUCUUUUCAGUAUGAAUUUCAUUUGUGUAAAAAUGGUGCUAAUACAUUAACAUUUUAAAGGGAUAUAUUUAAAACAAUUUAAAACACAGAUAAGUAUAAAAUCUCAAAAUUUCACGGAAAUGUAUCAAAUAUAAACAUGAGGGACAAUUUCAACAUAUAUAUUUAAUAAUUUUUUACGCUAGUGCAUAAUUGUAUAUAUAUCUUUGUAUGAGUGGUGCAUGGAAUGUGAUGAGGUAACUAUCAGUUGCAUUUAGGUUUCCAGAAUACAAAUUUUUGAAUAAAUUUUUUUCAAAGUUC